AUGAAGCCUACGACCGCCAUCAUCUUUCUUCAUGCCAGUGCCGCCUCGGACUCCUUGCUAGAUACAAUCUUGCCAGCCAAUCCGCCUACUAUCACAAGCGAGGCAUGGCAGUGCACCACUGAGAUGCUGCCGCAAUACUUCGACCCCCCAAAGCCCACGGGGGCCCUCCUCACCGCAAUUCUAUCAUACGGCGACGAGAUACAAAAAGGCUGCAAGCCUACUGAAACAGACAUUUAUGGCUUGCCGGAGUGCACAUUUCCCCCGUCAUCGGUUUGGUGCGGCUUUUCCACCGCUGUUCCCUCGUCUCUCGUGUCGACAUAUUCAGCCUAUGGCAGUGUGGCGUCGUCAUGGUGGUCCGCACGUAGCUCAACUGCUGUGGAACUCGCCCGAAGCUGCCCUAUUGGAUGGUACCAGGCCAUGUUUGAUAUGCCUGGAGGACCAGGAUGGCUCAAUACCACUUUGGUCUUCGCUGGCUGCUACGAGGAGGCACACCAUACGACCGGAUCUUCGACCAAAGCGGCUGCUACCGCGACAACUGGCUCCAAAGCAACCUCAAGUGGUCCCAAGCCGACGAAAACGAUGACGACAAGCUCAGCCACUUCCACAACCAAAGCAAACAAUGUGGUCGGCCGAGCGGAGAGUGUCGAGUUGUGGAUGGUUGCUGGUACCGGACUGGCCGUCACCGCGAUCAACUCGAUGCUCUAA
Messenger RNA from Trichoderma virens Gv29-8, 705 nucleotides. RefSeq lists its product as uncharacterized. The transcript has a single exon. NCBI's taxonomy places the organism in Eukaryota, Fungi, Ascomycota, Sordariomycetes, Hypocreales, Hypocreaceae. Bases 1 to 705 code for a protein of 234 amino acids. The record is from RefSeq and is a predicted model, not a curated record.